Messenger RNA from Rotaria sordida, 255 nucleotides. The record is from the annotation of a GenBank genome assembly. NCBI's taxonomy places the organism in Eukaryota, Metazoa, Rotifera, Eurotatoria, Philodinida, Philodinidae.
AUGAAAUUUUGCGACAGUAAAUUUUAUUUUAUUUUGUUUUGUUUUAUUUAUUUAUUUAAUUCAUUGUAUUUUUUAAAUCGAAUUUGUGCUGAAGAAGAAGCAGAAGAAGGACAUGAAUUUCGUGUUCGCGCAUCGGAUGAAUAUUAUCCAGAAAAUGCUCGUACACCACGAGAAAAAAUUGAUGAACAAGUAAAAUAUGACAUUGAUGAAUAUUGGUGUGCUAUGCAUGUUUUACAAACACAAUAUACAUUAUAA